CGUCUCUGGGGCUGCGCCUAGGUCGUGCCUGCGAGUUUCUACCUCACGGCGCUGCUCACGGUUACGAUGGAGGCAGCGACGACACCGGCCGCGCCGACGGCGUCGACCAUGGCGGCCUGGUCGGCUUACCUGGUAGCCACGGCGAAGGCUUAUCGACUCGAACAGGAGAUGAAAUGUACGGGUCGAGCUUUCGAGUGCAGGGUGACGGAGCAGCUGCAGCGAAUCUCGCUUCUUUCGGAAAAGACGGCGGCACUUCAAAACGAGGUCCACUACAAAGAACAGCUGCAGUCAUCGAGUACCAGCCUGGCCGAAAUGUAUCGAGAGGCUGGUCUGGCAGAUGGACAGUUGAGGCUCUUGGGAGAACUGCUUGGGGAGGUGCAUGAGCUCGCCGACAGGAUCUCCAGGGUGAACCAGCGUGUCAUCUUCAGAAAUGUCGAGCCCGUGAAUCAAGGUAAGCCCUCAACACCCGACACGUUUAGAGCCUGUCGAAGAUCCCCUUUGUUUGAGAAAUGA
Ixodes scapularis (black-legged tick) is the source of this 513-nucleotide messenger RNA. RefSeq lists its product as uncharacterized. The record is from RefSeq and is a predicted model, not a curated record. Lineage: Eukaryota; Metazoa; Arthropoda; Arachnida; Ixodida; Ixodidae. The transcript is spliced from 3 exons. Bases 67 to 513 code for a protein of 148 amino acids.